UUCCCUUUAGUGGAUGUUUGUAACUCGCACACGUGUGCACUAUUAGUCUCACCUGCAGCAUCACACGGAAAGCAUCAUGUUCGAAGCAGGAAGUGUUCUCGGUAGCUUUGUUAUGCUAGUAGGAGUAUAUGCUUCUGUCCAGUAUCUGUUUGAUAAUUUAUAUUCUCCGUUCGAAAUAAUUUGGAACGUGCUGUUCGGGAAGCGUGAACCAUUUUAUGAACGAUACGGGAAAUGGGCCGUUAUUACAGGAUCAUCCGAUGGAAUAGGCAAAGAAUAUGCAAUGAAUCUAGCUCGCAAAGGAAUGAAUAUAAUGCUAAUUUCUAGAACUGACGCCAAGCUAGUUCAAGUGGCUAAGGAUAUUAAAUCCAAGUAUAAAGUCGAAGUGAAGUGGAUAGCUGUUGACUUUUCCGCAAGUGCACAAGUUUACGAAAAAAUUCAGCAAGAACUUGCAGAAAUAGAGAUUGGUAUGCUGGUGAACAAUGUUGGAAUGGCCCACGAGCACCCGCUUUCACUUGAACAAUUGUCGAAGCGAGACAUUGAGCAAUCCAUCACGGUCAAUAUUUUUCCAACGGUUAUGUUAACUUACAUGAUACUACCCCAAAUGAAACUACGUCACCGAGGAAUAGUGGUGAAUAUAAGCUCAUCAUCUGGUCAUUUGCCAUUGCCUUAUCUGCAGAUGUAUUCCGCCUCAAAAUCAUUCGUAAACAGUCUUACGUUGAGUUUACAGCAGGAGCUUCGAGGAACUGGGGUCGAAUGCCAAUUAGUGAGCCCGAUGUUUGUCAAUACGAACAUGACCGAGAAAUGGCAAUCGAUGGGAUUUUGGAAGUUGGUCACAUCCGAUGUUGAACGCUACGCACGAAUGGCAGUUUGGACGAUUGGAAAAACCGAGGUCACUACAGGCUACUGGUACCAUGCGUUGCAGAUAACAUUACUGAGGAUUCCCCCAAGAUGGAUGCUAACAACUUUCGAUGGGAUUAUGUUAAGGCGUUUAAAAAAUAGUGUAAACAAGAAAGAGCGUUGAGUCAUGCUAAAUAUGUAAGUCUGAUUAGUUUUGACUUUAAUAUUGAAUUGUAUGUAACAAUUACAAAGCCUUAUGCUAUCAAACAGUAGUUGAUUUUCUUUAACAAAACUCCUGUUUUAUUAUUUUUAUUGAAAGAUGUUAUACCAUGCAAGACCCAACCAAAUAAUAACCAUUUUUACUCUCAACGCUUAUUGCAUAAAAAAUAAAAGAUAUUUCAACUCGAUAUUCGUCUUCAAAUUGAAGAUUUAGUCAAAGUAUAAAUCACUUGAAUAUAUGUUUAAAAAGUUAUAUU
This is a messenger RNA of Topomyia yanbarensis, 1313 nucleotides long. Its product is annotated as very-long-chain 3-oxoacyl-CoA reductase-like. Gene Ontology annotation, molecular function: oxidoreductase activity. NCBI's taxonomy places the organism in Eukaryota, Metazoa, Arthropoda, Insecta, Diptera, Culicidae. Gene Ontology annotation, cellular component: endoplasmic reticulum. The transcript is spliced from 4 exons. The record is from RefSeq and is a predicted model, not a curated record. Bases 77 to 1021 code for a protein of 314 amino acids.